Penicillium argentinense is the source of this 2229-nucleotide messenger RNA. Its product is annotated as AGC-kinase C-terminal. The record is from RefSeq and is a predicted model, not a curated record. NCBI's taxonomy places the organism in Eukaryota, Fungi, Ascomycota, Eurotiomycetes, Eurotiales, Aspergillaceae. Bases 1 to 2229 code for a protein of 742 amino acids. Gene Ontology annotation, biological process: peptidyl-serine phosphorylation; proton transmembrane transport. The transcript is spliced from 11 exons. Gene Ontology annotation, cellular component: nucleus; proton-transporting V-type ATPase, V0 domain; cAMP-dependent protein kinase complex. Gene Ontology annotation, molecular function: ATP binding; cAMP-dependent protein kinase activity; proton-transporting ATPase activity, rotational mechanism.
AUGGCGGACAGCGAGCUUGCGCCCAAGUUUGCCCCGUUCUUCUCCUUUGCCGGCAUUGCCGCUGCAAUGGUCUUCGGAUCGGCAGGAGCAGCUUACGGCACAGCCAAGUCAGGCAUUGGUAUUUCAGGUGUCGGCACCUUUCGGUCCGACCUGAUUAUGAAGGCAAGUCCAAACAGUUCUCUCAUUCCCGUCGUCAUGUCCGGUAUUAUCGCGGUUUAUGGUCUCGUGGUCGCCGUCCUCAUUUCGCAAGCACUGAACCCGACAUCGAAUCUGAGCUUGUACACUUCGUUCAUGCACCUCGGUGCUGGGCUGUCGGUCGGCCUGACCGGUAUUGCAGCUGGUUAUACUAUUGGAAUUGUCGGCGAUGCGGGUGUGCGAGCUUAUAUGCAACAAUCCCGUGUUUACGUCGGCAUGAUCCUGAUCCUGAUUUUCGGUGAAGUUCUUGGUCUUUACGGUGCUUGCUUCUAUGUGAUCGCUUCUUUUCCUCGCACGCAUCACGCAUAUUUCCUGCGACCAAAUUGGACCGGGUUGCGUUUCGUCGCCCCAACGUACUGGCAAAGAGAGGGCCCUGCGCUCAAGAGGCCCGAAGGAUCCAGAUCCCAGGUCCAGAUCCAGAUCCGGGCUGGCUGUCUUCGGAAUCGCAAGGAGUCUAGUAUUGUUAUAUUUAUUUUUCUUUCGGGAUGUAUUAUAGGGGAGCACAUGCUCGCAUAUAGAUCCGGGUCGAAUACCAAAUGGCGACGAGACCGUCAGCCCAAGAUUCCGAUUUAUCACCGUAGUUCCCUAUCCGUCCAGCCCCGCCCCCAUGGGAAUACGUCAGAGCUGGCAGAACUCUCCUUAGCCAACUCUCUUGCCCCGCGAUUUCUACGAACCCCCCGCGUUUACUCCAGGGGAUCUCGACCGGCAAAUGCUCCCUGUUCUGGUUUGAUAAAAGCCCCCGGAUCGAGCUGGGAAGCCGACGCGACUGGUGGCGCGCUAACCGGGUGGGCUCCUAUACCUUUUACCCGCUCGCCUUCGCCGCGGGAGGCUCUAUGCUCUGCCACUGCAAUGGCGACCGGUACAGUUCAACCCUCUGCCCCAGAGGUGCAAGGCAGUCCUAUCGCCUCGCGAAACAUCGACAUGCGGUCCCAUGAGAUCCACGAGAAGGAUAAGCACCUCGUUCAGUCCGUCCGCUCUACGUCGCAUCGCUCCGCAAACCCAUUCCUCGUCACCGAACGUCAAGAGGAGAAGCAGCUGUCGAUCUCGUCGCGAAGCCUGCAUGUCAGCGACUUCACCCUCAUCAAAACUUUGGGCACUGGCACGUUCGCUCGAGUCAGCCUCGCAAGAUUGAAGGAAUCGACAGAUAAAAACAAGGUUUAUGCGAUGAAGAUCUUGCGCAAAGCAGAUGUGAUCAAACUGAAGCAGGUCGAGCAUGUGCGCAACGAACGCAAAACCCUUGCCGCAGUGGUCGGCCACCCUUUCAUCACGACCCUCGUCGCAUCUUUCUCGGACGAACAGAAUUUGUAUAUGCUGUUGGAUUUCUGCCCGGGGGGCGAAAUCUUUAGUUAUCUUCGACGCGCGCGACGAUUUAACGAAGACACGUCGAGAUUCUAUGCGGCCGAAAUCACCAUGACAAUUGAAUACCUGCAUGACGUGCAGGGGGUGGCUUAUCGUGACCUCAAGCCGGAGAAUAUCCUACUCGACGCAAACGGCCAUAUCAAGCUUGUGGACUUCGGGUUUGCCAAGCAAGUGCACAACCGCGAGACGUAUACGCUUUGCGGUACUCCUGAAUAUCUGGCCCCCGAGGUCAUUCACAAUAGCGGUCACGGACUCGCGGUUGAUUGGUGGGCUCUUGGGAUUCUGAUAUACGAAUUCCUUGUUGGACAACCUCCAUUUUGGGAUCAAAGUCCCAUCCGCAUUUACGAACAGAUUGUCGAGGGUCGUCUUCGCUUCCCGCCCAAUAUGCCCCCUGCGGCCCAAAACAUCGUCUCUUUGCUCUGCAAAACGAAUCCAACGGAGCGACUAGGCUACAUUUCCGGUGGCUCAGCCCGUGUGAAGGCUCACCCGUUCUUCCAGGGUAUUGCCUGGGACGAUCUUUUCUACCAUCGAGUUAAAGGCCCGAUCAUCCCUCGAGUUUCACAUCCCGCGGAUACUGGAAACUUCGAAGAAUACCCUGACUCUGACAAUCGAAAUCAAAACAUCUACACCGAUGACCUCAAAAAGAAAUACGAGCCUCUUUUCAGCGAUUUCUAA